Protopolystoma xenopodis is the source of this 408-nucleotide messenger RNA. NCBI's taxonomy places the organism in Eukaryota, Metazoa, Platyhelminthes, Monogenea, Polystomatidea, Polystomatidae. The record is from the annotation of a GenBank genome assembly.
AUGACUCGGACUCGAGUUCUCUCCUGCUUGCGUGUAGGAUGUAGUACUGCUGGCAGCCAAGCCGGCACGGGUGGUAUUGGAGUAAAUGCAACAAUGUUUGGGGCUCAGACAAUCUGUCCGGAAUCUUCUACUCCCAAUGCUAUUGCUGGAAGUUGUGCUUGGGUUACUGGUGGCGUUUUUACCUCAAUCUCUGCUGCUGCCCAGCAUAAUUUCACUACUGCUAAAGAACUGAAAAUAAAACUGGUUAAACGAAAAACUCCCUGUCUCGCAAUGGAACUGCAACAAGUGUGUCUUGUUUUUUUAUCUGAUGGCUCAUUUUAUAGGCUGGAAUUUAUGUAUGUUACUUUAUAUAGCUAUUUAAAAUGUCUAGUAUUUUAUAAUGUUAAUGCUUUGAUAUUAAUAGGAUAA